AAGAUAAGUUUUAAAUUGAUAAAAAUAUAAAUGUGUGAUAAGAUUAUAUUGUGUCGGAGCGUCAACUAGCCGAGGUGUCGUAGAGCGAACCAAUGUGCUUAAAGCGUCGGAAGUGAAAUCAAUGUGGAAUAUUGUAAAAAUCAUCCAAACAUUUAAUACUAAAGAAAAAUGUAUUUCCUUGCGGAAGAGUAAGGAUUGAAUUUAAAAUCUAAAAUGUGUCACACGCAUAAAGUUCCAACGACGGUAUCAUUAAAUAAAGGUAGCUCUGUUGGGGUGCUCCGGUGCUGGAAAGGUGGUUGUCGGAACCGAACUGCGUUGGCAAGGUCGAGCGAUACCUGGUUCGACAAUGUGAAAAUUCCACUUCCACAAAUAUUUUAUUUAAUGUCCCAGCACGGAUAUUAUUUAAUGGCCCAUGAUUCUGCAUCGAUUCCCUCCGACAUUUUUGAGCCAUUGGUGUACGAUCUCAACGUGCUAUUCCUCAACUUCAGCUCUAGCUUGGAGUUGUUGUUGUAACGGCAGAAAUCUGCCCGGUUGACAGUCCUUGGCCGGAUAAAAAUCCGGGUCCGUUCCGGUUUUCGUAGACCCGACUAUCGUGGGAACGGUCUAGCUUGGAGUCAUCCCACUCGUUCUUGCUGCCGAGGGUGACCUUAAACUUUUUCUAGAAGUUAACUGUAUUGGUAGUGAUGUCCUUCGGGAGGAGGGCUAUUGGUAUAUUGCCACUUAUAUUUUUCAUUCUUUGUGACGAGACUACCUUGCCUUUGCCACACCCCUCUGCAGUUAUUUGCAGAAGAGUGUGUUUGGCUACCUGACCUAUAACCAAAUGAAGCGGAGUAAGUUCCAGCAGAACCUCCAGUGCCGCCGUUGAACAGGUACGCAUUGCGCACGUCAUGCAGACACAGGCUAGUCGCUGCAGCUUCGAUCGUUAGGAGGCUUUCUCUCAGCAGCCGAACCAGGUGAGGCAGUGAAAACUGCUCCCCCUGUUGUAACAGCGCUGGAAAGAUGCCAUCCACUCCCGGAGACUUGAAACUUUCAGACGAGGCCAUUGCCCACCUGAUCGUGUCCGCUGUAUAUAAUUGUUUGGCGAUUCUCCAAUCCUCCCGGCAUGUGUUCGAUGACGGGAAGACAUUGGUCUUCCCGAAUAGUCUCCGGGAAGUGCUCCCGCAGAAGCUCCGUGGCUCUGUUCUCUGCGUUUGCCUUUUAAUUGCUAUUACUGCGCCAUUUGUGCCACUAGCGAUUGCUUUAUUCAACCGAGCCGCUUCUGGUGUAGAGGUGACACUUUCGCAGAAUCUUUUGAAGCUUGCCUGCUUUGCAGAUCUAAUCUCCCUAUUGUAUAAGGUGAGGUAGAUCCUGUAUUCUUCCCAGACCUCCAUUCAUUUCGCUUUGUUGAAUAGGCUACAUACUUUUUUCCGGAGGUUGUUGUUGUUUCUGUAACGGCAGAAAUUCUGCAGAGUUGACAGUCCUUGGCCGGAUAAAAAUCCGGGUCCGUUCCGGUUUUCGUAGACCCGACUGUUGUGGGAACGGUUUUUUCCGGAGAUCUGCCAGUUUCCUUUACCACUAGAGCCAGUUUCGUCCAUCUGUGGUAAUUUUUUGGGGGCAGCUGCCGUGAUAAGCGCUAAUAACAGACCCGUUCAGCUCAGAUAACUUACUCUGCAGUCCUGGGCCUGAAACGCUAUUAUCAGUCUGCCCCUUCCCGCUUAGUUUCCCACGUAUUAUAUCCUUGAAAGCACACUAGUUUGCCUUCCUACGGUUGCGUCUUGGGGGGAGCUGUCUGACCUCUAACUUCAGCGUGAACCUUACAAUCCUGUGGCCUGACAAGGAGGGCUCCGUCGAGACUCUGCAUUGUGAGACCAAUCCGUUCGCAGGCUCAUUGCUUAAGAUGAUGUCCAACACCUCUCUCCUGCUUAUAGUUAUAAAUGUGGGUUCACACCUUACAUUUUCUAUCGCUAAGCUACUUCCUACUAAGUACUCUAAAAGAGACUCACCUCUUACGUUGCAGUUUGUACUGCCCGAUUCCACGUAGCAGGCGUUCGCAUCGCAGCCAAUUUUCAGGGGAAUCCGGUGCCUUUCUGCAGUGUUCCACCAGCAUUUCCAAACCCCUCCGGGGGUGCCGUGGAUGCCUCCCCUGGGAGGUAGACCGAAGUCAGGACGAAAUCCUUGCCUUCGAACUCCCUGGCUUGCACCUCCACUAGAUCCUGCGUCAGUAAUUCUGAAAUGCAAAAGAAGUCAAUAUGUUCCUGACUACUACUCAAGUUCUAGGUCUCUCGCUAGAGAGAUCCCAGAUUACAUUGUUGGAAUUUGUCUUGAGGUCUCUAACCUUCCCUCUGCCAGGAUGCCCAGUUUAUCCGAAGUGAACCUGCUCGCUAUGACAGCCAAGGCUGCCGCAGUGUGGUGCAGGUUCACCUGGGCAACUUGCACUUGACGGCCACUAGAGUAUUGGUUCGAUGAGGGCAAAUCCUCAUCCCUGCCGUCAUUCGUGAUGCCAUCCAUUGGGUCUCGUAGCCAAUCGAGUAGUUCUCUAUGCUACUUCCGCGGCAGGGACUUCCAAGGCCGCAACCUGCUCCGCCUUAUUUUCACUUGGUUGAGUAGCAGCCUCAUCCACUUAUCCGCUUCCUCGCUCCCGGUAGCCAUUGUAGGCUUCUAUGGCCUCAAGACCGUGGUAAACCUAUAUUAUAAACGAAAGCUUGCUGCUCGGACAUACUUGUACGACUCGUCGUCUAUGUACAAGUUUAGUCUCUAUCUCUUUAUAUCACGCUUUUACUCAACAUUGCUGCUAACUACGCGCAAGGCCGAGAUACUGAGGCCCAGGUUCCUUUUACAGCAUCAGCGUAUCUGCGCCGCCAAGACUUUUGCGAUUUGGCAUAUACAAAUGGGUUUUCAAACCCCUUUAAGCAAUGGGGGUUUGCGGAUUUACCAAUUAUCAAUAAUUUCAAGUUAUACGAACGAUCGCAAUUCUGCCUUGGAUUGCACAACACCCUUGAUUAAGUAUAUGAUAUUUGGACCAAUUUCUUACAAUUCCAGCGCUAAAGCACAUAAUUUUUAGGAAAUCGUUCCUAGUCAUUUCAUUAAAAUAUCACGAAUUUUGACCAGCUGUAACGGAAUGUCGAAGUCCAUUCAAAAAGAUAACUUUAACGCCAACGGAGACGAUGUACCCGCGAUAAUGGAAUUACCACCUCUGGGACUUUAUGCAUUUAAUGUUACUUUGCCAACUGAAUGGACAUUAUUUACAUGGAGAGAAACUGCUUAUACGAUGUUAGAUGAAAUAAAAAAACUUAAUGAGAUUUUUAGGAUAAAUGUCUCUGUUGAGAAUUACUUGCAACCAAAAUGGUUAUGCAAUGAUUUGGAAACCACGAGAUCUUUUAAUUUCUAUGAAAUGUGCAAAAAUCUGGAAACCACCGGUAACAAUUUGUUUGAAAUUUUGUUGGAGAACAAAUAUGUAUUAGAGGAAUUGCAGCGUUUCUCAUUAUUGCUAGAAGAAUCUGUCAAAAAUCGUGUUCGCCACACUCCUCCCCGAUGCGUCAAUUGUUUAAAUCAGCAAGGCAUUUGCAAUCAUGCUAAGAUCGCUAUUCUAUUUUCUGGUGGAAUUGACUGCUCAAUUUUAGCAGCGUUAUCAAACAAAUAUGUUGAUGAUCAUGAUUCAAUCGAUCUCAUAAAUAUAGCGUUUGAAAGACUGAGUCCAGGUCUAGAAACCAGUUGGGAUGUACCUGAUAGGUUAUCUGCCAAAAAUUCUUUUGCGGAAUUAAAAAAGUUAUAUCCUCAAAGAAAUUGGAACUAUGUCGAAGUUAAUAUAUCGCGACAAGAACUUUAUGAUAAUUUGCAGAGCCAUAUCAAACAUCUUAUAUAUCCUUUAAAAACUGUUUUGGAUGAAAGUAUUGGUUCUGCGUUUUGGUUCGCUUCUCGCGGCAAAGGUAUAUGCUUGGGAAAGGAAUAUUUAUCACCAGCAAGGGUUGUUAUAGUUGGAAGUGGCGCGGAUGAGCUAUUUGGAGGAUAUACGCGCCAUAGGAAUGCGUUUUGGCGCUUUAAAGGUACUGAUACCGAAAAACUGGAAAACCUUCAUAAAGAAUUGGAUAAGGAUUGGAACCGAAUCUGGGCUCGAAAUUUAGGGCGCGAUGACAGGGUUGUAGCAGAUAAUAGUAAAACGUUAAGAGCCCCUUUCAUUGAAGAACAUCUAGUUCAGUACGUUCGCAGCUUCUCACCAUCGCAGCUUUGUUGCUUUCUACUGAAAGAAGGAGUAGGUGAUAAAUUAUUUUUACGACUAUAUGGUUUCCAAUUAGGCUUAAGAAAUAUAGCCUAUGAAAAAAAAAGAGCAAUUCAGUUUGGAUCAAAAAUAGCUAAUAAGAAACAAAAUGCGACUGAUCGUUCAAUUUAUUUGUAAUAUACUAUUUAUUGGAUAAUGAGAAGCUUA
Messenger RNA from Bactrocera latifrons, 4402 nucleotides. RefSeq names its product asparagine synthetase domain-containing protein CG17486. NCBI's taxonomy places the organism in Eukaryota, Metazoa, Arthropoda, Insecta, Diptera, Tephritidae. The transcript is spliced from 5 exons. Gene Ontology annotation, molecular function: asparagine synthase (glutamine-hydrolyzing) activity. The record is from RefSeq and is a predicted model, not a curated record. Bases 3098 to 4372 code for a protein of 424 amino acids.